This is a messenger RNA of Siniperca chuatsi (mandarin fish), 3444 nucleotides long. It is a transcript of the gene klhl27, whose product is annotated as intracisternal A particle-promoted polypeptide. The record is from RefSeq and is a predicted model, not a curated record. Bases 186 to 1988 code for a protein of 600 amino acids. The transcript is spliced from 10 exons. NCBI's taxonomy places the organism in Eukaryota, Metazoa, Chordata, Actinopteri, Centrarchiformes, Sinipercidae. Gene Ontology annotation, molecular function: actin binding.
UGGAGAUUCAACUUCCAGGCCAGUGCAAUCGAUCCAGUGAAAAAAGGAUUGACAGUCUGCAGGGCGACGGAAGUUGCCUGCAUCCUCAUCAGUAAACUUAUGGGCCUGUUUUGUGCUGACACUCACUAGAGAGGAGGCUUUGGGAAUACUGGCCUCCAUGUUAACACAGACCUGUCCCAGCUGCCAUGUCCUCCACCUUUGUGUCAACGUCCACUUGUUGUGGUGGUGAUGCUGCAGCUGCCAUGGCAACCCAAGCGUCCGAGCAGGCUCUGCUGGCCUCAGACCGCUACGCCAGACUCAUCCUGGCCCAGAUGAACAAGAUGCGGCUCCGCACCGACUUCUGUGACGUGGGGCUGAAGGUUGGCGGCCGGGUCUUCAGGGUCCACCGACUGGUGCUUGCUGCUAGCAGCCCGUACUUCUCCGCUCUGUUCUCCGGUGGUAUGAGGGAGGCGGAUAAAGAGGAAGUGCAGAUCCUUGGAGUGGAAACUGAAGUCUUUGAGGUUUUGCUGGACUUCAUAUACACAGGCGUGAUCAGUGUGACAGUGGAGAAUGUCCAGGAGCUGAUGGUGGCAGCAGACAUGCUGCAGCUGAACGAGGUGGUGUCUAUUUGUGGAGAGUUUCUCAAGGGCCAAAUGGACCCGUCCAACUGUGUGGGCAUCUUUCAGUUCCUGGAGCAGAUUGCCUGCAUAGACAUGCUGGAGUUCACUGAGAACUACAUCCAUGUUCACUUUCUGGAGGUGUGUGUCAGUGAUGAGUUCAGGGGCCUGUCGAAGGAUCAGCUGGUGAGGCUGCUAAGAAGUGAAGAGCUGAGAAUUGAGGAUGAGUACCAGGUAUUCACUGCAGCCAUGGACUGGGUUCUCCAAGAUGUGGCAAAGAGGAAAAAACAUGUAGUGGAGGUGUUGGAACCAGUCCGCUUCCCUCUGCUUUCCCCACAGAGACUGUUCAAGUACAUAGAGGGCAUUACAGACUUCAGCCUGCGGGUGGCACUGCAGACUCUGCUGAAGGAAUACACUGAAGUCACAAAGUCUCCCAAAGAAAAUAAGAUAUACAGUCAGCUUCAACCAGCCAAGAUGAGACCCAGAAGAAAAGCCAGGAAAUACCUCUAUGCCAUAGGAGGCUACACUCGGCUGCAAGGCGGCCGCUGGAGUGACAGCCGGGCGCUGAGCUGCGUGGAACGCUUUGACACCUUUAACCAGUACUGGACCACAGUGUCGUCCCUGCACCAGGCCCGCAGCGGGUUGGGGGUGGCAGUACUGGAGGGCAUGAUCUACGUGGUGGGAGGGGAGAAAGACUCAAUGAUUUUUGACUGCACAGAGAGAUACGACCCGGUGACCAAGCAGUGGGCCGCUGUGGCGUCUCUGAACUUUCCUCGCUGUGGAGUUGGCGUCUGCCCCUGCCACGGAGCUCUGUAUGCACUUGGUGGUUGGAUUGGCUCUGAGAUUGGGAAGACCAUGGAACGAUAUGACCCAGAGGAGAACAAGUGGGAGGUCAUCGGCAGCAUGGCGGUUCCUCGUUACUACUUUGGCUGCUGUGAGCUACAAGGGUUUAUUUACGUGAUUGGAGGCAUCAGUGACGAAGGAAUGGAGCUGCGCUCAGCCGAGGUGUUUGACCCUAUCUCCCACAGAUGGAGCGCCCUGCCCGUCAUGGUCAUGCGUCGAGCCUAUGUGGGCGUCGCCUGCCUCAAUAACUGCAUUUACGCGGUGGGCGGCUGGAAUGAGGCACUGGGUGCACUGGAGACCGUGGAGAAGUACUGUCCAGAAGAGGAGAAAUGGGUUGAGGUGGCCCCAAUGUCUACAGCUCGUGCAGGCGUGUCAGUGUCAGCAGUUAAUGGGCUGCUGUACGCCGUCGGGGGGAGGGCCGCCAGCAGAGACUUCUCUGCCCCAGUGACGGUGGACUCUGUGGAAAUCUAUGACCCCCACCUGGAUACCUGGACUGAAGUUGGCAACAUGAUCACCAGCCGCUGUGACGGCGGACUGGCUGUGCUCUGAUAGCCAGGAAUAUUCAAAUUGCGAACGUCCAUGUUAACACCUGAUUCAUCCCAAAACUGCAUAAACUGAAGAAAAGCUGCACCUUAAGAAACAUAAAGUGUGUUUCUGUCUCAAGUAGGCUUUCACAUGAUCAUAUAUGUUAUUUAUACAUGGAUUAGACAUGUUUUUCUUUUUUUAUUUGUUGAGAACAUUUGACAGCAGAUCUAAAACUGGAAAACCACCAAAACUGCUUCCGCUUACACAACUCAUCCAUAUCUCUAUUUUCAAUUCACCAAAUAAUUUUACAAGACUAUCUGAGUGGCAACACACUUGUUUUCCUCUUUUGUGUGUUUGAAGGCAAAGCGAUCCUUGUGAUAAGGAUACUUUUUCACAGCGGAGGAGUUCUAUUUUGGAUGGACCAGAGAGUUUUUCUUCUAAAGUCAAAGAGUCUUUUGGGGACUGUGAGCACCGUUCUUGGGUACGAUGUGAAAGCAUUUUUUUGUUUGUUUGUUUCCUCUUUAUUUUUCCUCAAGGAAAUGUUUGAGGUGAGUGCAUUGCUACUCGUAAGAUUUAUCAAACCACUUGAACCUAUUUAAUAAUGGAACCGAAGUUCCAUGGUAAGUAAUUAUAAACUUGAACAGCACACCACUGUUGUCACAUCAGUGCAGUUAUCACUCAAUCAUUUUCACUGGAUUGUUUUUGUAUAUAUAUCAUACUGUAAAUAAUAGUGCCUCUUAGUCUCUAUUUACACUAAAAUCCAAGCAAGUGAAGUGUUUCAUCAUUUCACUCAUCAGUGGCACCUGAUGUUACUAGAAUUUACAUUUCAACUUUCUGAUGUUGCGAUACACAACAUAAUUAUUAUAAGACGAUGCACAUGUUUAAAAUGUGUUUACCUACUUGACAUUAAGUUACCUUAUGUUUCCUCUUUGGAUGUUGGACAUUUGUGAGCUGAGUGGAGCCGUUACACUGUAACAGUAUUUCCUAUUUAAAAACAACAGGAUAUUAAUGUUACACAACAGUAAUAACAUCUUUCAUUGGUUGCUUUUCAGACUUAAUACGCUUUAUAAGAGUUAUGUGCGUGCUGGGUUUAAAAUGAGCCUACAUUUCCCUCUUUCUUUCUUUAAGAUAGUUAAACUGUAACUAAAAAAGAGGGUGCUUUGUUUUUACAAUGCCUUCCUGAUGUACUAAGUGAUGGUUAGGUCUGGAAUGUCAUAUUAGACUAUUAUUAUUGCAGUCUGUACUGUGUGUACUGUUCGGAAGAUUACAGUAUGAAGGACACCACUGUAAACAUCACACAGAGUUUGUACAUAAAGAGCAUGACAAACACAUCCUGAGUUGACUAUAUGUCUGUAAGAGGGAGGAUUUUCUGCACUGUGCAAACAAGCUAACAACAGUAGCAACAUUUGCUCUGUAAGAUUACAUUUGACAUCUCACUGGAUUAGUGGCUCCUCAUUAAAUGAAAAAGUGUACUCCUCAA